GCCUACCCACCCUAUCAAUUCUCAACUCUUCCUCCUCGGAUCCAACUCCAAGAGAACCACUCUCUCCUCCGCUCCUCGUCUCCCAAUCGAGAGCUCACGAGGAGGAAGAGAGAAGAGAGAAGAAGGAGAUGGCGUCGGAGGGGUCCUCCAAGGUGUUCACCCUCGAGGAGGUCGCCAAGCACAGCUCCAAGGACGACUGCUGGCUCAUCAUCUCCGGAAAGGUGUACAAUGUGACCAAGUUUCUCGAUGAUCACCCUGGAGGUGAUGAUGUCCUGCUGUCUUCAACUGCCAAGGAUGCAACUGACGACUUCGAGGAUGUGGGGCACAGCACAACUGCUCGGGCAAUGAUGGAUGAGUACUAUGUGGGUGAGAUCGACGCAACCACAAUACCCACCAAGGUGAAGUACACUCCGGCCAAGCAACCACACUACAACCAGGACAAGACCCCGGAGUUCGUCAUCAAGAUCCUCCAGUUUUUGGUCCCAUUGGCGAUACUGGGUCUGGCUGUCGCUGUACGGAUCUACACCAAGUCGGAGUCUGCUUAGUAUUGUUGUCAGUCUUUCAAAAGAAUCAAGAACUGAAUAAGUUUAGUGGGAUUGCAUAUUUUGUACCAGCAUGGCCUGUUCAUGAAUUGGGAACUAUUCUCGACUGUCGUUGUGUUAUGGUUCUAAGAUGUCUACUGGUAAACUGUGACUCAAAAACGAAUAGAUAUCUGGUUAUAUUUUCCAUAUCGCCGUUGAAUGUUCCAAUAUACAUAUUAUUGUUGAAUUGAUGUCAUUUGUUGUGUA
This is a messenger RNA of Brachypodium distachyon (stiff brome), 788 nucleotides long. RefSeq names its product cytochrome b5. Bases 129 to 545 code for a protein of 138 amino acids. Gene Ontology annotation, molecular function: heme binding. Gene Ontology annotation, cellular component: membrane; intracellular membrane-bounded organelle. The record is from RefSeq and is a predicted model, not a curated record. NCBI's taxonomy places the organism in Eukaryota, Viridiplantae, Streptophyta, Magnoliopsida, Poales, Poaceae. The transcript has 3 exons.